GAAAAGAAUCCCUAAGUUUGAAUUUAAAGAAACUUCAGUAGAGUAUUGCUACCAAAAGAAGGUAACGAAGCAAGUGGUCGACAAGGAAGGUUUGAUUCUCUUGAAUUCGAUGUAGUUCUUUAUUCAAUCCUUCAAUUAGAUUGGUGUCAUCUCUCCUGCGACAGUAAUACAACAAGUAUUAUGGAUCAACAAGAUGAUUUCAAGGGUUCACCUUACCACCGACAUCGUGAUGUUGAGUCCGGUGGGAGUAGCCGAUAUCCUGAUUGUUCUGAAGAAGAUAAUUUUAGUCCUUUUGAUCUUACUACUACUAAGCAUGCUCCUAUUGAACGUCUUAAACGUUGGAGGCAAGCAGCACUUGUUUUAAAUGCUUCUCGAAGAUUCCGUUAUACCUUGGACUUGAAGAAGGAAGAAGAGAAAAAAGAAAUAAUAAGGAAGAUUCGAACGCAUGCGCAAGUUGUACGGGCUGCAAAUCUUUUCAAGGAAGCUGCAGAGAGAUUAAAGGUUGCUCAAGAGUUUCCUGGUGCUCCACGUGGUGAGUAUGGAGUUCAUCAAGAGGAACUUGCUGCUAUGUCAAAAGAUCAUGAUUUGUCGGCUUUACAUCAAUUGGGUGGGGUAACUGGGUUGGCAGAAAAGCUUAUAUCAAACACAGAGAAGGGGAUCCCUGGCAAUGAUGAAGAUGUGCUCCAAAGGAAAAAUGCCUUUGGACCAAAUACAUAUCCCAGGAAGAAGGGGCGAAGUUUUUGGCGCUUUCUUUGGGAGGCUUGUCAAGAUUUGACCUUAGUAAUAUUGAUGGUGGCUGCUGUGGCGUCUUUGGCUCUGGGUAUCAAAUCAGAGGGAAUAAAACAAGGAUGGUAUGAUGGGGGAAGCAUUCUCUUUGCUGUUUUCCUUGUAAUUAUUGUUACAGCUAUCAGUGAUUAUAGACAAUCUCUCCAGUUUCAAAAUUUAAAUGAGGAGAAAAGGAAUAUACACUUGGAGGUUAUCAGAGGGGGUCGGAGGAUAGAAGUUUCAAUUUUUGAUAUUGUUGUUGGAGAUGUUGUCCCUUUGAAAAUUGGUGAUCAGGUUCCUGCUGACGGGGUGCUUAUAUCUGGUCAUUCGCUCGCCAUUGAUGAAUCUAGUAUGACUGGAGAGAGCAAAAUUGUUUCCAAAGAUGCCAAGUCACCAUUCUUAAUGUCUGGCUGCAAAGUAGCCGAUGGCUACGGAACUAUGCUGGUCACAAGCGUGGGUAUAAACACAGAAUGGGGUAUGCUUAUGGCUAGUAUCUCAGAAGACACAGGUGAAGAAACUCCAUUGCAGGUGCGCCUGAAUGGCCUUGCAACUUUUAUUGGUAUAGCUGGAUUAUCAGUAGCUUUAGUUGUGCUGAUUGUUCUUGUUGCAAGGUACUUUUCUGGUCAUACGUAUGAUGUUAACGGAAAUCCCGAGUUCGUAGGAGGAAAGACAAAAGCUAGUCAUGCAAUUGAUGGUCUUAUCAAAAUUAUCACUGUUGCUGUGACUAUUGUGGUUGUUGCUGUGCCUGAAGGUCUUCCCUUAGCUGUCACCUUAACUCUUGCUUACUCAAUGAGGAAAAUGAUGAGGGACAAGGCUCUGGUUCGUAGGCUUUCAGCUUGUGAAACCAUGGGUUCUGCAACUACAAUAUGCAGUGACAAGACCGGAACUUUGACCCUGAAUCAGAUGACUGUUGUGGAGGCUUAUGCAAAUGGCAAGAAACUAGAUCCACCUAAUAAUGCUUCAUUGUUGUCUCCUAAGUGUUCCUCUGUACUCGUUGAGGGCAUUGCGCAGAAUACAACUGGUUGUGUUUUUCUGCCCGAGGGUGGGGGUGAUGUCGAAAUAUCUGGUUCACCAACUGAAAAGGCCAUUCUUUCUUGGGGAGUAAAGCUUGGAAUGAACUUUGAAGCUACAAGAUCAGCAUCUACGAUCAUCCACGCUUUCCCAUUCAACUCAGAGAAAAAACGAGGAGGUGUUGCAGUUAAAACACCUGAUUCUGAAGUUCGUAUACAUUGGAAAGGAGCUGCUGAAAUUGUCUUGGCGUCAUGCAGCAGUUAUCUGGAUGAAAAUGAUUCGCUCACAGCACUAGAUGAGCAUAAGUUGGCCUUUUUUAAGGAGGCAAUUGAACAGAUGGCUGCACAGAGUCUUCGUUGUGUUGCAAUUGCAUAUAGAUCGUACGAUUCCAAUAAAGUGCCGUCUGAUGAAGAUCAACUAUCUCACUGGGUGUUGCCAGAGGAUGAUUUGAUUUUACUGACAAUUGUUGGUAUAAAGGAUCCUUGUCGUCCUGGAGUCAGAGAUUCGGUUGAGUUAUGCAAAGCUGCUGGAGUGAAGGUGCGCAUGGUCACUGGAGACAAUCUUCAGACUGCAAAAGCAAUAGCUCUUGAGUGUGGCAUCCUGUCUUCAGAUGCAGAUGCUAAUGAACCAAAUUUGAUUGAGGGAAAGACAUUUCGUAACAAAUCAGAAGCUGAGAGAGAAGAAAUUGCAGAAAAGAUAUCAGUUAUGGGAAGGUCUUCGCCCAACGACAAGCUUUUGCUUGUCCAAGCUUUGAAGAGAAAGGGUCAUGUUGUAGCUGUUACUGGAGAUGGAACCAAUGAUGCUCCUGCAUUACAUGAGGCAGACAUUGGUCUUGCUAUGGGUAUUGCUGGUACAGAAGUAGCGAAAGAAAGCUCAGAUAUCAUCAUAUUGGACGAUAAUUUUGCUUCUGUUGUCAAGGUUGUUCGAUGGGGUAGAUCUGUUUAUGCAAACAUCCAAAAAUUCAUCCAGUUUCAGCUUACAGUCAAUGUUGCUGCCCUCGUCAUUAAUGUUGUUGCUGCCUUUUCCACUGGUGAUGUGCCACUGAAUGCUGUACAGCUUCUUUGGGUCAAUCUGAUUAUGGAUACUCUUGGAGCACUUGCCUUGGCUACAGAACCACCUACAGAUCACCUCAUGCACAGACCUCCUGUUGGUCGAAGGGAACCUCUUAUAACAAAUAUUAUGUGGAGGAACCUAUUGAUACAGGCUAUCUAUCAAGUGAUUGUUCUGCUUGUACUCAACUUCCAAGGUCGAAAUAUUUUACGUCUGCAACAUGAUUCCACUCGACAUGCUAACAGAGAAAAGAACACAGUGAUCUUUAACGCGUUUGUUCUUUGUCAGAUAUUCAAUGAGUUCAAUGCUCGUAAGCCUGAUCAACUCAAUAUUUUCGAUGGUGUUAUUAAAAACCGUCUGUUCAUAGGAAUAGUUGGACUAACCGUGAUACUUCAGAUCAUUAUAGUAGAGUUUCUUGGCAAGUUUGCCAAAACUGUGAAGCUGAGCUGGCAGUUGUGGAUUGUGUGCACCGUUAUUGGUCUUAUCAGUUGGCCACUUGCUGCUUUGGGCAAGUUGAUACCUGUACCAAAAACACCAUUAAGCAAGUUCUUCAAGCGAUGCAGUUGUCAUCGGAGGAGUCGACGUAGUAGGAUAUCAACAUUCUCUGUUAAUUCUGUUGAAAUCGCUUUGAAUAUGUAUGUUUUGUAUGAUUAGUCAAAUAUUUGUUGUCCGAUUUCAGGUUAGAAGAGUUUGGAUGAUAAAUUUUCUACACAACUAACGAUAGAGACGAGCAACUUGUUAAUCAAAAACUUGUAUAGACUUUUUGAAUAUUUUGGUGGUUGGCAUUCUCCUGAACACCUCUUCAUGACUGUUGAUCAAGUUUUUCAAGUUGUAGGUGUUGAUUUCUUGGAGUUUUAGCAGCGAGUUCUGUUUCAAUGAAAUUAUCUUUUGUGGCUUCCUCAUUUGUGAGUGUUGAGAGAGCUCUCUGCAACUGGAUGGUCUCAGGAAAAGACUAAUUGUUACAGUUUUACCUCUUUCUAAUUUGUCAUGUACUAAUUACUGAUAUCAUACAUCUCAGGAUCAUGGAUUUCUUUUGUGAAACCAAGAAAGGAAUGUUUAUAUUCUUUUUGUUAGAAUCUCUCUUGGGGUCAUAUGUGAGUGCAUUUGCUAUUCCUUCACUAUCUGUCUGAUUGUUGGUAGUAAAUGAUAAUUAUAUGAAUUUUAUGUAUUGUAAAUUUUCAU
This is a messenger RNA of Amaranthus tricolor (Joseph's coat), 4008 nucleotides long. Its product is annotated as calcium-transporting ATPase 10, plasma membrane-type-like. The record is from RefSeq and is a predicted model, not a curated record. Gene Ontology annotation, molecular function: P-type calcium transporter activity; ATP binding; ATP hydrolysis activity. The transcript has 34 exons. Bases 181 to 3480 code for a protein of 1099 amino acids. Gene Ontology annotation, cellular component: membrane; intracellular membrane-bounded organelle. NCBI's taxonomy places the organism in Eukaryota, Viridiplantae, Streptophyta, Magnoliopsida, Caryophyllales, Amaranthaceae. Gene Ontology annotation, biological process: calcium ion transmembrane transport.